Molecule: messenger RNA, 1629 nt
Organism: Fusarium proliferatum ET1
Lineage: Eukaryota; Fungi; Ascomycota; Sordariomycetes; Hypocreales; Nectriaceae
Exons: 2
Coding region: 1-1629 (542 amino acids)
Biological process (GO): transmembrane transport; basic amino acid transport
Cellular component (GO): fungal-type vacuole membrane
Molecular function (GO): basic amino acid transmembrane transporter activity
Source: RefSeq, a predicted model, not a curated record
AUGUCUGAACGUACACCACUUAUCGGAUCGGACCAUGAGAACCAAAGCUAUGGCUGUUCUCCUCGUGAUGUAUCUGAGACCUCUGAGCAGGAUGGAGAAGUAGCAAUAAUUUGCAAAGAGCUCUCCUUCGCAAGACUCGCUAUGAUCAUGAGCACAGCCUGGCUUGGUGUUUUUCUCGGAGCAGCCGAUACGACCGUUAUCGCUACCCUGUCUGCUCAGAUCUCCAGCGAGUUCAAUUCUCUAAGUCUCCUGUCCUGGCUUGCUACGGCAUAUCUGAUAGCCAAUGCUGCCAGUCAGCCAAUCUCAGGCCGCCUCACUGACAUUUUUGGUCGCGGACCUGGUUUGGCAUUUAGUAACAUUGCCUUUGCAGUGGGGAACCUUAUAUGCGGCCUUGCUACUAGCCAGAAGAUAAUGAUACUGGGAAGAGUCAUUUCUGGCAUCGGUGGUGGGGGUCUUAUGAGUAUACCAACCUUCCUAGGCUCAGAUCUCGUCCCUCUUCGGAAGCGUGGAUUGGUAGGAGGUAUUGCCAAUAUCUGGUAUGCUUCCGGCGCUAUGGUCGGUGCUGUAUUUGGUGGCUUCUUAAAUGACUAUACCAGCUGGGGAUGGAGAAUGGCUUUUCUCAUUCAAGUACUUCCUUCUCUCCUCUCAGCUAUCAUCGUGUACAGCCUGAUCAAAGUUCCACCCAAACAGUCUGACAAGUCGUACGUCAAGCGUAUCGACUUUGGUGGCGUCUUUUUAGUUUCCUCUUUCCUGGCAGCCCUCGUGUUAGGCCUGAGCUCUGGAGGAAACAUAGUCCCGUGGUUGCAUCCUUUGCCCAUAGCAGCCAUUUCGCUCUCGAUAUUAUUAUUCUUAGCCUUUGUCAUCUGGGAACUUAGAGCUUCUCAGCCGAUUAUCCCUGUCCGGCUUCUUCUCAACCCGACAGUACUCGCUUCUUGCCUAGCUAGCGUCUUUUGCUCCGCCAUUGCUCUGACCAGCAUCUUUUACGUCCCUCUCUACCUUCAGGCCCGUGGCGAUUCCGCCACUAACGCGGGUUUGAAGAUAUUGCCGGCAUCAGUUGGCACAUGUCUCGGAGGACUCGUGCCCGGAUACCUCAUGAAGAAGACGGGCAAGUAUGUAGGACUGGUGGUGAGCAGCAUUCUUCUUCUGGUCGCAGGCACUGGUAUAUUCGCAUUUCAGAAUGAGACCACUCCAGCUUGGACGACUUGCCUAGCCUUCUUCAUCGUUGGUCUCGGUUACAAUGCCGUCUUUAGCAUCACACAGGUCGCUUGCGUAGCGGCAGUAGGGCAUGCACAACAGGCCGUUGUCACAUCCACCACUUACCUUGCACGAAGCUUGGGCGGUACCAUUGGAAUAACACUAGCCUCCGUCUUAUACCAAUCAAGCCUAGACAUGAGCUUGCAGGCACGGUUCGGCCAUCAGCCAAAUGCGGCCGAAGAAAUUCGACGUAUAAAGGAUGACCUGACCGAGAUUCGUCGUCUGCCGGAGGACUGGUACAGUGGAGUGAUAGAGUCACUCAUGCAAGCUUUUGGACAUGUUUGGUUGAUGAUGCUGGCUUGGGCAGUCCUAGCCUUGAUCUCUAUCUCGCCAAUCAAGCAACACAAACUUUUCAGUAUGUUGGAUAGAAAAUGA